Molecule: messenger RNA, 2492 nt
Organism: Protopterus annectens (West African lungfish)
Lineage: Eukaryota; Metazoa; Chordata; Ceratodontiformes; Protopteridae
Product: probable N-acetyltransferase CML1
Exons: 3
Coding region: 379-1044 (221 amino acids)
Molecular function (GO): N-acetyltransferase activity
Source: RefSeq, a predicted model, not a curated record
UAAGUUGUUUGACUUUUAAAAUGUAACAAACACCUAGCACAUUCUGAAAUGCUGACAUUAUUAAUGUGGGUUCUUCUAUUUUUGCAUUAUGUGGCAGUCAGGCAGACCUCUUCCUAUCACUGCAGACUUCCUUGCUGGGAUGUAAAAGUUGUUCUAAUACUGUGUUAGCUAAUGCAACCGGCUUUCAAUUUGUAAUUCCUUGUCAUAACGUUUGUGAAAUUCCAGUGACUAUGCCUGUGAUAACCAUAGGCAUCAUCCCUCUCCAGGCUUAUAUAUGCUUCAAGGCAUGCCAGGGCAAUUGUGAAGACAGGAUUCUGAUCCAGUUCUCUUGGGGAUAGUUGCUCCUUGUGGCAUCUCUUAACUGCCAGCAGGGGAGCUAUGGCAGAUUAUCAGAUCAGGAAGUACCAGAACUCUGACUACGAGGUUGCACGCGACAUAUUCGUCGCUGGAAUGAAUGAGUACAUUUCUGCAGCCUUUCUACAUGUGACCAGGCAGUGGUGGAAUUUGGUGGUUCUUCUGACGGUCAUUUUCCUCCUGUUUUUGACAUCUGGUUCUUUCUUUAUGGCCACCCUCGGUAUGGUCUUUGCUUUAGGUGGUGAAAGACUGUGCUUCACCUAUGCAUGGAGGAGGUACAUUGACCAGACUCUGAAAGCAGACCUACAGGACAUCCAGAGGUCCUAUAUGGAAGGGGAUGUCUCCUGUUUCUGGGUGGUGGAAUGUAGUGGUGAUAUAAUUGGCACUGUUGCAGCAAGGCCUGCUGCUGAGACACUUAAUGAGCUGGAGUUGAAACGCAUGUCUGUGAGAAGGGCAUGGCGUGGCCGUGGGAUUGCAAAGGCUUUGUGUAGAACAGUGAUUGACUUUGCUCGCCAAAAGGGUUAUAAAGCAGUAGUGCUCAAUGUUACUUUUGUACAGCAUGAAGCACAACAGCUAUAUGAAGGCUUAGGAUUCUUAAAAUGUCAGGAGUACUUUGCUCAGACUGUGUUUGGAAAAUGGAGUAAUUUCAGAGUUUUUAAGUACAGGUAUAGUAUUUUAGGGAAUUCUUGAGUGUGAUAGCUGGUACUACAAGUGGGCCCAUUUUCAGCAAUAUCAGCAAGGUACAUAUCUGUACCGAGUCUGUAUUUUGUCAGGCAGUGAACCAUAUGUCAGACAGUGGCACCAAACUUUGCUGAUGAAAUGUAAGUUAGUAGAUGGCCACAGUAUUUGGAAAUAUGGGAACUCAGACUUACUACCUGAUAUGUUUCACUCUGUCAGGAUUCUUGAAACUAAGCUGUCCUAAUAAUGAGAUCUUUACUGGAUAAUGGGUUACUGUGGUUUCCUUGGACUUUAAAAACUAUCAGUUGGAGUGAAACGGUGACAGUAAAAAAUGGCAUUUCAUUCAUAAAUGAAAAAUCACAGGCUCUGCACAAUAUUAUUUGCUGCUGAAUCACUACCAGAGAAGUAAGAUAUUGGUGACGAGAUGUUACCUUUUUCUGUUGCUGCAGUGCGUUUUGACUACGAGAUGUUACCUUUUUCUGUUGCUGCAGUGCAUUUUGACUAUGAGAUGUUACCUUUUUCUGUUGCUGCAGUGCGUUUUGACUACAAGAUGUUACCUUUUUCUGUUGCUGCAGUGCGUUUUGACUACUUUUCAUUCUGUCGUUUAUUGUCUGAAUAUUUUUAUCACUGUUUUUUUUUUCAGAUAGUGUCUAAGCUCUUCAGUGAAUGAUUGCUACAACGAAAUUCUGUUGAACCAAGCAGUAGUGUGGCAGUAAAUUGGGGUACAAGAAAUGGGGCAAUUGCAGCAGUGCCGAUGUUGUGUAUCUAUAUCUCUGUAUAAUACACUGUCUCUGCUGAUUCAUGUGUGUGUGUUUAUUUAACUUGCCAGACUUGACUAUUAGGGUUGCCUACCCUGAGUUUUCUUUUUUUUUAAUAGUAGUCAGGAAUUUGGAGUCUUGCUUACUUUAUCUAGUCUCGCUAAGAGAUAACUUGGGUAUUUAGAACCAUUCUGUGUGUUCUCAUAACUGCUUCAGGAAGUGUGUAUUUCUCCUGCUACAUGUACGUCCUGCACCCCUUUCUUUGUGAAAGCAGUCCGUUUGCUAACCUGAUCUUUAUAUUUUGCAGCUCAACACUAGGGAUUCACAGCAUUAGGUAAAAAGUGUGGCUGCAUUUUAUGACAUAAUGAAAUAUGUUUUUAACUUUACUAGUUUACAGAUUCAGACUAAUUAAUAUUAAAAUGCAGACAUUGAAAUAAGAAACACAGAAGACAAUAGCCAUAACUAUGUACAAUAAAACAUUUAAUCAAAAUAUAUUUUUACCAUACCUCUCAACCUUCCAACUCCAGAAUGUGGAACAACUGUGUAAAAUGCGAAACACUUACUAACAGCUUAGUAACUUCAACUAGAAAGCCCACAGGAAGGUUAAACUGUGUUACUAUAAAGUUAUCAAACGUUCUUUAGAUGAGUUGAUACGAUUCAGUGUUAUCUAUUGUGUAUAUCCAUUAAAAAAUGUUAACAUUC